Physeter macrocephalus (sperm whale) is the source of this 5776-nucleotide messenger RNA. RefSeq names its product 1-acylglycerol-3-phosphate O-acyltransferase 3 (gene AGPAT3). Bases 178 to 1308 code for a protein of 376 amino acids. Lineage: Eukaryota; Metazoa; Chordata; Mammalia; Artiodactyla; Physeteridae. Gene Ontology annotation, molecular function: 1-acylglycerol-3-phosphate O-acyltransferase activity. The transcript is spliced from 10 exons. Gene Ontology annotation, cellular component: endomembrane system; endoplasmic reticulum. The record is from RefSeq and is a predicted model, not a curated record.
UGUAGGAGGCGAGACCUGGUGGACUGGGGCCCGGAAAACCCCGCUGAAGACGAUAGAAACAGGCCUUCCAGUUGGAAACCUCUGAGGACGAUUGCUGACCCCGCUGACCCUGCUGACCCUGGGCCGCGGACGGCCGUUCUCAGCCAAGGGCCCUGCACUCGCUCCUGAGCUGUGGCCAUGGGCCUGCUCGCCUUCCUGAAGACCCAGUUCGUCGUGCACCUCCUCAUCGGCUUCGUCUUCGUGGUGAGCGGGCUGAUCAUCAACUCCGUCCAGCUCUGCACUCUGGUCCUCUGGCCCGUGAACAAGCAGCUGUACCGCCGGCUCAACUGCCGCCUGGCCUACUCGCUCUGGAGCCAGCUGGUCAUGCUUCUGGAGUGGUGGUCGUGCACGGAGUGCACCCUGUUCGCCGACCGGGCCGCCGUGGAGCGCUUCGGGAAGGAGCACGCGGUCAUCAUCCUCAAUCACAACUUCGAAAUCGACUUCCUCUGCGGGUGGACCAUGUGCGAGCGCUUUGGCGUGCUGGGGAGUUCCAAAGUCCUGGCCAAAAGGGAGCUGCUUUACGUGCCCCUCAUCGGCUGGACGUGGUACUUCCUGGAGAUCGUGUUCUGCAAACGGAAAUGGGAGGAAGACCGGGAUGCCGUCAUCAAAGGGCUGAGGCGCCUGGCUGGCUACCCCGAAUACGUGUGGUUUCUCCUGUACUGUGAGGGCACGCGCUUCACGGAGAAGAAGCACCGGGUCAGCAUGGAGGUGGCCGCCUCCAAGGGGCUGCCCGUCCUCAAGUACCACCUGCUGCCUCGGACCAAGGGCUUCACCACCGCGGUCCAGUGCCUCCGUGGGACAGUCGCAGCUGUCUACGACGUCACACUGAACUUCCGAGGAAACAAGAACCCGUCUUUGCUGGGGAUCCUCUACGGGAAGAAGUACGAGGCGGACAUGUGUGUGAGGAGAUUUCCUCUGGAAGAGAUCCCGCUGGAUGAAAAGGAAGCGGCUCAGUGGCUUCAUAAACUGUACCAGGAGAAGGAUGCGCUGCAGGAGAUGUAUAACCGGGAAGGCGUGUUUCCGGGGCAGCAGUUCAAACCCGCCCGGCGGCCGUGGACACUCCUGAACUUCCUCUUCUGGGCCACACUUCUCCUGUCUCCUCUCUUCAGUUUUGUCUUAGGCGUCUUUGCCAGUGGAUCUCCCCUCCUGAUCCUGGCGUUCCUGGGGUUUGUCGGGGCAGCUUCCUUUGGAGUCCGCCGGCUAAUAGGAGUGACUGAAAUAGAGAAAGGCUCCAGCUAUGGAAACCAAGAAUUGAAGAAAAAGGAAUAAUUCACGGCUGUGAUUGAACACACGUAACCCUGACGGUGGUAGCCACUUAACUCAGUUAAAAACAGAACAACACACACAGAGCGGGGGGUGGGGAAAAAGACACUUAGAAACUAUUUUUCUUAUUAACUGGUGACUAAUAUUGACCAAUAAAACUUGAGCCAAGAGCAAAGCAGUCGGAAGGCCCGCAGAUGGAGACAGACGCCAGCCUCGCACCUGCGCGUCCGCUGCCGGCGAGCGGCCCCGGGGACCCGCUCGCGGGACAGCGGGUCUCACCCCCGCCAUGUGUCUAGGGCUCUGCCUGACAGGGGGCCUUUGGACGCUUUCUCUUCUCACACUUAGAUCCAGUUUUGGGGUUUUAUCCGUUAUCUCGGGAGUUUCCCGCUGCCCCUCGCCUCCUCCCCGGUUCUCCCUGCAAACUCUCUUCCCCCGUCGACCCGGGGACGGUGUGCGUGGGUCCCGGGGUCCCCAGAGCACCCGCCGGGCCCCACCUGCUGGCCCCCCGAUUCCAGGCGAUGGGGGCGGGGCCUGGGGCGGCCCCUCGGCGAUAAGCACACUGGGCGGGGCUGGCGGCGGGACGCGCCCCCUGGUCGUUUCCGGAGCGUCCUGCGCUUCCCACCUGGGCCUGCCUGACGCACCUUAAGUCGGUUUUAAAGCGAGUGGAGCCCGAGAACGCGGCGAGACGUCGAGUCCUUCCCGUGCCUGGAGCUCGGCUCCUCUGUCCCCCGCGGUCGCCCCGCCGGGUGCGGGGGUGCAGGGCGGCCCCCUCCCCAGCCGGCCGGAGCCGGAGGCGCUGUGUGCCGGGGAGACCUCCGCCCGCAGGACUGUUGGAUUUUUGAAAGGGCGGUGUCACCAUCACCCUGUCUUCUAAAGGAGACUGUUAACACGGAGCUUUUAGAGAUGUUAUUUUCACAGUUGAUCUGUUGAUGGCUCCCAACUCCCUGAUGGCAACUAGAGGUGGUGAGCCUUGCCCUCCUCCGCCACCCCCUCCCGAGCAGACACACUCGUCCCGGGGGAGGGUGACCGGAGCGCCCUGACCUCGUCCCCUCCGGCCUGCUGCCCAAGUGGGAGCCGGUUCUUCCGCAGAGGGAGGUAUCUCGUGCGCGCUUGGCCGCUGGCCUGGCCGGGCUGGAAGUCGCGCGCUGCUGGGCAGGGUGCGGGGACUGGGACGCCGUCCCCGCUCCCGCCGGAGCCCCGCACUCCGCCAGGCCGGUCCACCGUCACCCUGCCUGCAUCGGACUGUCGUCUUAAACGUUCAACUUGGUUUUUUAAGUCACAUUCCCCUCAUCUUUUUUAGCAAGGGAAAGAAAAAGAAUGGGUGUUAUCCCCGAUAGUACUGUAACCAGCGUUCAGAAUAGAGGCAGGUUGAAUUUUCUAGGGGAAAAAAACGGAAGAAAGAGGCAUGGAAAACAUUAUAAACUAAACUGGAAAAAUGCAUUGGCCCUAAGUAUGCAUUCUGGGGAGACCCAUGGAAACAGCGUAUACCCUUCGUGAUGACGCUACUGAACUGUGCAUGGUAACCUUGGUGAAGGGACCAGGGUCACAGGGAAGCGAAUCCCAGCUCUGGGCUUGCUCGUGGGUGGUGGUGAAUGCACACAAGUCCUCACGAGGUUGAAAGACAGCUUGGAAGUGCUUUCGCAGAAGAGAGCUUCCCUCUGCCACAAAGCACGUCUCCCCCGCUUCCCUGGAGCCAGACCGAGCAGGGGGCUGCUUCCGCUGCGGUGAGCUGGCUACCUUAGAUCUUAUUUUUCUUCACACAGUAUGCUGCUCAUCUGUCUCUGUGUGUUUAUGUCAUUUGCUAAUUCACUAAUCCCUAACACUCUUAAAGGAAAAAGUUGAAGGGUACUACUGUGAAGAUAUAUUACCUGGAAAAUGCAAAUUUAGAUCUUUUACCGUUUAAUUAAUAGUUCUUGCUUCUCAGCUAAGUUCCCUCCCCUCGAGAUUAAUACGCAAUGUGUAAAUUCUAUACUGAGUCAGUGAUGAGCUGUGAAGACUCCUAGAUGAAUGGAGAUUGAGACCUCGUGUAGCUUUUAAGUCUCAGUGACUCCCUUCUGAUUAACACAGAUUAGCUUGUGCAUUUGAAUACCAAGCCCUCUGAGAGCAAUAAAAACUACACCCUGAACGUUUGGGUUAUUUUUUUUUUGGAGGGGUGGAUUUUGCUUUUCAUGCACUUCAGAAGGGAAGGGGGAGGCUCCUUUCAUUUUUUUAAAUUAAUAAAUCUCAGAACAGUGUUUUUCUUAUUUCUUUUCCUUUACCCCCUUUUGUUUCUGAUGUUACCACUGUCCAAAUGCAGGCUGAGUGUUGGGACGGUCCUGCUUGUCAUAGUCGGGGAGGGUGUGCUCUAGAUUGAAGUCGUUGGCGGCCUACACGCUAGGCCCUGGGUUGGGCGGCGCAAGGAAUUUCUGUGGUGUUUGCUGACCUCUCUGCAGGGGAGGGGUCUGCUGACCUCUCUGCAGGGGCAGCUUUGUGGCCUGUGGCAGCCUCCAGGGCCAGCCCCCCUCCCACUGGAGAUCUACAAAGGGCGGGGCCCCAGGCCUUGGGCCCCUCCCACGAGUGCCCAACAGGCUGAGCUCUGAGCCGGGGGGCUGCUGGCCAGUGUGUUCCUCAGCUCAGGUCCCGGUGCCGUGUCUUUUGUCACCUGCACACAUAUCCUGGUGCAGCCUGGCGAGUAGGGUUUGGCUUCCGGGCCCUCCCCGUGUGUCCAGCGGUGCCCUCUGGGAAGUCCCAGGGGGCUUCUAGGGUGCCUGCGGCAUUUCAUGGUGACCUUGUGACAGCUACCAGCACCUGGGGACUUUCUGGCCCCUCUCGGGGUCUUUGUGGCAGCACUGAGCAGAGAUGGCCUCACUCCUGCCGGUGAGCAGACGCCGGGGAAAGGCCUGCCUGGUCGGGGAGGCCGCUGGCAAGAGUUUUAACGCCAGAGAAAGAAGCGGCGCCGGUCAUCCGGUCUUUGGUGGCGGCGUACGGGAUGCAUGGCCCUGCCUGUCCACAGCCCCUGCCUGAGAAGCACAGAGUCAGGCUGAGGAGUGGUCUCUAUACAAACCACUCAGUCAUGACACGAAUCAGCGACGUGAACAGAACUUUCUUGCAAAGGCGACGCAGGCGUGAUCGCCAGUCAGCUUGGACUCUCCACCCCGUUUGCCCCGUCACCCCAGUGUGCGCUUUGUCACACUAGUUACUGGGCACCGAAAUCGAUCUGGGGAGAAAGCGGUGCUUGCAGUCACGGGCAGGUCAAGAGCUGUCUCCAAGCUGUCCACACCCAUGGGACCCCCCAUUUGUGUCAGAUUUGGGGUGAAGAAUAAGUAUCUCUCUGCAUGUUGCUUUGUCUCUGCCCAAGACACCUAUAGACAAGCCAAAUAGAAUCUUCUCAGCCCAACUGAUUUUCAGCUGAAUUGUCCGACCCUGUGUGUGAACUCGUGCUGCAAAUUUCUCACCCACAGCUGCAUGCAGCCCCGGCAUGCGACACAGCGGGCAGUGGCGCCACGUGGCUUUCAACCCUCUGCAGUGUAACCGGGCUUAGGGUUAAAACCAUGGGCCUGACGUGCCUACCUGCCUUCCGUCUGGAGACAGCAUGUCCCCGGCCCACGUGUCUGCCCCUCUCUCUAGCAAGUUAGCUCCCAAAGCAAAGGCAAGCCUCUCCCCAGCACCUGGGCGUGGCCCGUGGCCCCGGCCGCGGCCCUGACUUGGUCCCACGAGGCGAGUGGUGCCGCCGGGUGUGUGCAGAUGUUCAUGCGGGUUCUGCACCCUCACAUGUCAGGGCCAGGACACAAAAAUGCAGGGACGUUUUUUGGGUAGGAGAUGUCACACUGCACUCUGCUUGGUGGAAGGGGUGGACACACGUGAAUUAAGUUCACCGCAAGCGUCAGCCACCAGCUGACUCAGUGGCAGUGGUGGCGAUUCCCACAAAACGCUCGGGAAAUCAGAGCACUUCAGGGAGCCCAGGAAAUCACAGGGUGGCUGACACCAGUCCGCCUGGCAGCGGCCGCAUAUUCUUUUCAAAGACAAUUGAAUCGCUUUAAAGUUUUAAGCUUUGUGAUGACAAGUUCACUUGGAGUUUUCUUUUCCCAUAAACUUUUCAGUUUCUUAACUUUUUGUUGCAAAAGUAUUUUGGACAGAAGUUGAACUGUGAAUGAGAUGCUGAAAUGCACUAACUUGUAUUAAACUGGAGUUACUUGAUACCAUGAAGAAAUGCAUCUGAUCUACUUGUAUUUAUUGUCUCAGAAUUGUAUGUGGUGACAAUCAAAUGAUACUUGCCUAAACGCCAGGAAAUUCAACUGGCUUCUUAAUCAUAAGGGUCGUCAGCCAGUACUGUAGCUGUAAAUGAAAAUAUCUCUCUUUGGAAGAUCACACAAACCAUCGACUCAAAUGUGUGGGACAGAUGUCGGGGUUCUUUUUCUAUUAUCGAUCCUCUGCCGCACCUGACCGUUGGCCAGCUUCAAAGGGUGAUAAAUUGUAUACAGGGUGCAAAUGUAUU